Molecule: messenger RNA, 1971 nt
Organism: Camellia sinensis
Lineage: Eukaryota; Viridiplantae; Streptophyta; Magnoliopsida; Ericales; Theaceae
Product: protein FAR1-RELATED SEQUENCE 5-like
Molecular function (GO): zinc ion binding
Source: RefSeq, a predicted model, not a curated record
AUGGAUGUUCAUGGUGAGGAUGAUACACAAUGUAAAUCCAUAUUAGGUAUGGAAUUUGACUCUGAACAAUCAGCUUAUGAAUUUUAUAAUUCUUAUGGAGGUAGAGUUGGAUUUAGUAUUAGAAAACAAUAUGCUCAUAAAAGUAAGACCGGUGAAAUUACUUCAAGGACAUUUGUUUGUUCUAAGGAGGGUCUUAGAAAAUCUGAUAAAAGAGAUUUUUCUGUAAGGAUUCCUAGGGCGGAGACAAGGACCGGUUGUGGUGCUUUGAUGAGCAUUAAAUUAAUUAGGCAAAUUGGGAAGUAUAGAGUUAUCAAUUUUGUAGAAACACAUAACCAUCCCCUUGUAGUAAGUGCAUGUGCUCAUAUGCUUCCUUCCCAAAGAAAAAUUUCCACCUCUCAAUAUAUUGAAAUAGAUUUAGCAGAUGACUGUGGGAUACCUCUUAGGUCAUCCUAUGAGUUAAUGGGUAGAGAGGCAGGUGGAAGGGAAUGUGUUGGGUUUUUGAAAAAAGAUUCAAGAGAAUUAUUUAAGAACAAAAAGACAAAGAAUUUGGAUACUGAAGAGCAAAUAACAAAUAUUUCUUGGGCAGAUAAUAGAAUGAUAAUUGACUACGGUCAAUUUGGGGAUGUUGUAACAUUUGACACAACAUACAAGAUUAAUAGAGAGAGCCGCCCUUUUGCUAUUUUCGUUGGCUUCAAUAACCACCGAGAGACCAUUGUUUUUGGAGCUGCAUUGAUGUAUGAUGAAACAACCGGUUCGUUUAUAUGGUUGUUUAAAACUUUUUUAGAGGCAAUGUCAAAUAAACAUCCAAAAACUAUUUUCAUAUAUCAGGAUGUAGCAAUGGCUAAGGCUAUUUCAUAUGUGAUGCCUAACACAUAUCAUAGGCUAUGCACAUGGCAUAUGAUGCAAAAUGCUGUAAAACAUAUGAGUGGCAUUUUUAGCAGUCCUGGUGGGGUAAGAAGUGUUUUGGGAAAGUUUAUAGAUGAGUAUGAGGAGGAAGAGGAAUUUUUUGCAGCUUGGAAUGCUAUGUUAGAUGAGUUUGAUGUUCAUGAUAAUUCAUGGCUGCAAAGCAUUUUUCAUUUAAGGAAAAAAUGGGUUAGGGCAUAUGUUAGGUGGACAUGGUCAGCAGGGAUGAAGAGCACACAACUUAGUGAGAGCUUAAAUGCUGAUUUGAAAGAGUACUUGAGAUCAGAUUACAAUUUGAUUCAAUUUUUCAUUCACUUUGAAAGGGUGCUUAAUGAGAAGCGAUAUAAGGAAUAUGAAGCUGAGUAUGCAUUGUCAUAUAAGUUGCCUAGGAUAAAAGUCCAAGUUCUAAUGUUGACUCAGGCAGGAGAUGUUUACACAAAAACUAUCUUUGAAGAAUUUCAAGAUGAAUAUGUGGGUUCACUUGAGUUAUAUGCAGCAAAUUGUGUUCACAAGGAUGAUUGUUUGGUUUAUAUUGUCAAAGCAUAUCGACAAUCUACAAUGCGUGAAGUGAAGAAAGACAAAGAUGGUAAUUUGUCUUGUUUUUGUAGGUUGUUUGAGAUGAAAGGAAUAUUGUGUAGUCAUGUUAUUAAGGUUCUUAAAGAUGAAAUGAUUAUAAUGGAAAUUCCAAGCCAAUAUAUCCUGAAAAGGUGGACAAAAUUAGCAAGAGCUGAAAUUGUCCAAGAUUACAAAGAGCGCGAUAUUCAAGCAGACCCUAAGUUGGAACAGAGCAGCAUAUACAAGUCAUUUGAAAAUGUCAUUCAAGUGAAGGGACUGAAGAAAAGGAUUGAUCCCAUUCGUGGAAGGCGACGGAUUAAAAGUAGCUUGGAAAAGGCAUUGGAGACUUCAAGAAAGAAAAAGCAACGCGUUCAGGAUGUACAAGCAUCUUCAAAUAUGCUCCCACAUAUGAUGCCACCAUAUAUUCAAGUACCAACUUCAAUGCAGGUUCCCAAUCUAAACAUUAUUCGAAAUUCCUCUACACCAAUAUAUCCAGAAAUUCUUGGAGACUGA